UCAUUCCAUUUCCCUCAUCUCAGCUUUACUUCACCACCACGUGUGGAAGAAAAUACAAAAUAUUAUGAAUUAAUUUAAUUAAACUACUCUUUAAAUUAGUAAUUAUUUGAAAAUUACGAUUAAUCCAAAUCAGGAUGCCUCGUGGCAAAUCUAAUAACAAGAGUAAUAAGAAGACGAAGAAGGAGGAGGUCAACAAGAUGACCAAGUUGAUACCACCGGCGAGAGAACCGGAAGUUAUGGACGUUGACGAUACAGGUGGGGACGAAACAGGGGGUGCAGCAGAGGAGGAGGAGGAAGAAGAAACGCAAGAUUUUGGACCAGAAUUCAACCCCACCCACUUCCAAUUUUUAGUCGAGGAAAAGUCUGAGCAGUUUUUCGAAGGACAAUUUCAAAUUGGUAGACCCAUAAGAGCAGCACACAACUUUUUGGAAAAUCCACAUGGGGCUGUCAAACUAUUCCAAGGAGAUACGUGUGCCCUGUGUGCUGUGUAUGGGCCAACGGAGAUAAGAAUGUCGAAAGAACUUCCACAUCGGGCAGCGGUUGACGUCCUGUUUCGCCCAAAAAUUACUGGAACUUCGAAACAAAGUCAGAUGACGGGAUGGGACUCGACAUUGGAAGAGAGAGCAAUUGAAGCAAAGUUGGUGGGGAUUUUAGAAUCUGUUCUUUAUCUGGAGGAUGACAUGGGGGCUGGAUUUAAUAUUAUUCUGCACGAGUUUGAAAAUGAUGGAUGUUUGUUCUCUACAUGCAUUAACGCUUCUGCACUGGCAUUGCUAAAUGCUGGUUGUUCCAUGAGAUGCUGCUUUGCUGGAGUAACCAUUCUUGUAAAUGAGACCAACAAUACAUUGAUAGUUGAUCCUUCCCAGUCUCAAAUUGAUUCUGGAUUUGACGCCAUGAUCACAUUUGUACUAUCCAACGAUGGUCAUGUACUGUUUUCAAGUAUUCAGGGCAGAACUAAGACCAACAUGAUUCGACUAUGUUUACGCCAAGCUAGUGAAGCAUGCAAGGAAAUUUUCGUCUUUCAGAAGCAACUGCAACUACAAGAAUGCUCCGAUUUUAUCAAUGGUCACAGUGCUGUGAAACCAGUGAAUGCCAGAGGUUUAAAGGAUGAAGAUAUUAAAGUUAAAUUGGAAGAUAUGAAAAUUGAUGAGGACGAGGAAAAUUAUGAGGACUUGGAUGAUGGAGAAGUUUCCAGCAGCGAUUCUUAGCGUACAAAUAAAGAUUUGAAUAUUUAAUGUAAUAUUUUUUAAUUAAAUAUUUACUAGUUAUCAUGUUCGGAAUACUGAAUGAACACUGAAUACACAGUAAUACAAA
This is a messenger RNA of Folsomia candida, 1311 nucleotides long. Its product is annotated as exosome complex component RRP46. The record is from RefSeq and is a predicted model, not a curated record. NCBI's taxonomy places the organism in Eukaryota, Metazoa, Arthropoda, Collembola, Entomobryomorpha, Isotomidae. The coding region runs from base 135 to 1205 and encodes 356 amino acids. Gene Ontology annotation, biological process: nuclear mRNA surveillance; U4 snRNA 3'-end processing; poly(A)-dependent snoRNA 3'-end processing. Gene Ontology annotation, cellular component: cytoplasmic exosome (RNase complex); nuclear exosome (RNase complex); nucleolus. The transcript has 5 exons.